AUGGCGGACGCUGUGCACAACGAACCAGAGGCGGACAUCCGCGCCUACGAACCUCAGGCGGCGGACGCCCAGCAUCUGCACGACGAAUCGGAGGAGCAGCAUCACAAAUCACAGAACGAUUCGAAUGCUACCCAGCCCGAGCGGGCCGAAGAUCUGGCCCUACAAAUCGCCAGCGGCAAGGUGUCCAAGAAAUCGUUCUUCGAGCGAUUUACUGUCCUAUGGGCUCAGCGGAAGAUGAUCGACAAGCUCAAGACGUCGCCUCAUGUGAAGCGCGCGACUGAAUUCGUGGGCAGCGGUACCAACAAGCUGCGCGAGCGUCUCAUCAACCAGCAGUACAUCGACAAGAAGAAGAAGGAGCUGAAGGAGAAGAUGAACAUGCCUCCCUUUGUGCGCACCAUCGACAAGCUCGGCUUCAUGAUGGGCAUUCUUCUCAUGCUCGUAACGGAGGCGCUCCUCACCAAGCCCAACGCCAUGUACCAGUUCUACACUGUCCUCAUGUUCCCCCUCAUGGUGUUCCGCUUUGCUUCGUACCACCGCAUGAAGUGGCACUACUUCAUGCUCGACUUUUGCUACUAUUGCCAGAUCCUGCUCCUGUUCUUCAUCUACUGGCACUCCUCGAACCCCAUCUACUUCCAGUUCGUCUUUUGCCUGAGCAAUGGUCCGCUUGCCGGAGCGAUCGUGAUGUGGAAAAACAGCCUCGUGUUCCAUGACAUCGACAAGAUGAUCUCGCUCUUCAUUCACAUUUACCCGCCCAUCGUGACCUACUGUCUGCGAUGGUGGCACAGCGAUAGCUUCGUCGUGUGCCGGGAUGCUGACUGCUCCAUCUCGUGGACCGCUUCGUUCUGGAUGCCGCUCAUGCUCUAUUCCUUCUGGCAGGCUCUGUACAUCUUCAAAACAGAGCUGAUGGACAAGAAGAAGCUGGAUUCGGACGCCAACAUCAUGACCUCGCUCCGUUGGUUCAUCCGGGAGGACAAGCCCCACCCCAUCUACAAGGCCCUCCUGGUCAAGGGCAUCCGUAUCAAGCCGCUCGUGCUCCUUGUCUUGAUCCAGUUCACGUACACGAUGCUGACGCUGAUUCCGAUGCACUUCGCCUACCAAAACUUCUACGUCCACUCGGCGGUUCUCUUCUUCGUCUUCUGCGCCUGCACCUGGUAUGGCGCCACCUUCUACUUCGAGGUGUUCAGCGAGAGCUACUCGAAGCGUCUCUCGACCCGCUUGAAGAGCGGGACCAGCGAGGCCAAGGAGAAGGCCAAGGAGAAGGAGAAGGCCAAGAAGGGACUCCCCACCAAGAACUCCUUCCUCUCGUUCUGCAGCUUCUUCGUGCCGGCCCUCACCAUCCUCUACUUUCUCAUCGAGCGGGCGCUCGCCUUCGCCACUUGA
This is a messenger RNA of Acanthamoeba castellanii str. Neff, 1380 nucleotides long. Its product is annotated as membrane transporter, putative. NCBI's taxonomy places the organism in Eukaryota, Discosea, Longamoebia, Acanthamoebidae. The transcript has 10 exons. Gene Ontology annotation, biological process: phosphatidylcholine biosynthetic process. Bases 1 to 1380 code for a protein of 459 amino acids. The record is from RefSeq and is a predicted model, not a curated record.